GCGCCAUAUUAACAUCGUUACUCGUCGCCGCCGCAGCCAUUGCUGUGGCUGUCGAAAAAACGCAAAAAUACGCACGCACUGUUCAUAACGCUUGUGCAUGUCCUGUUGGUGACGUGAUUUAGAGUGUUUUGCAAGUCCUUUUCGCGUGCGCGUCGUGAUCGACAGCGACGCCAUCGCCAGGACGGCGUGCGCCGCCUGUUGAAGCAUCGUACAGAGCAUCACAAAUACGCCACUCACGCGCAGAAACUGUUCCGACUCUUGGACCCGUUUAACUGCGGUAAGAUAUGGUGGCGGCAAUUGGUCUCCAGGCUGGUGGCAGCGGGGGCGAGGAAAACCAGAUCAAGAGCUGAAGCGUGGACACCUAUCCAUGAGCCCAGGGUGCUCAGAAUGGAGCAUUGUAAGAGAGAAAGCGUGGUAAAGUUGGUGAACAUCGAGAAGCCAGACUCGUUUUGCUACGCGGCGGUGACGCGCGGAGGCCGCGUCGGAAUCUACGACGGGGAAUUGAACCUGCUACACUCGUAUGAGAUGUUUUAUCAUCGCAGCGGCGUGCGUCGUCGCAUCAAGAACUGUUGGAUUACAGAUGCUAUAUAUCUUAUGGAUGUGCAGUAUCUGAUGCUGGCAGCGUCUGACCGAAGCCUGACAUUCUACGAUGCAGGAACUCUCACACAUACACUGUUGUACUGCGUCACUGGGCUUCCCAAUAUACCCACAUGCCUCGCGUACUCCCCAUCAGCUCGCAUGGGCGACUCCUCGGAGCUGGCCAUCGGCACCGAGCGCGGCGACGUCAUCAGGAUGCUCUUCCACCAGCCACGACUGCAGUUCCUCUAUACCAAGGCGUCUGACAGCAGCAACUAUUACUUUUGGAUGGAGCUCUCAUCCGCCCCACACACGUCCCACGUGAGCCUGACGACCUGGCGCCGCGUCCACUCCAGGACCAUCAGGCGUGUGUGCUACGUGCGAGAUGGCGACAUGUUGAUCUCCUGCUCACAUGACAACACCAUCAGCGUCAGGAUACGUCAUGUGCCAGGGAAGAUGGAAGACUACGUGUUCCGGGUGCAGAGGGGUGUGUCCUGCUUCCACGCGGUGGCUCCGCUGCGCCUGCUGGCCACGGGCGGCUGCGACGGCUCGCUGCGCCUGUGGGAGCACACGCAGGCCACUCCCUUCGCGACCCUCGCCGCGCCUGCGCCCGCGCAUGUGUUGGACGUCGCUGUUCUGCCACACGCCGAGAUUGUAGUGGCGUUUUGUAAUAAUUUUAUGGUGCACGUAUGGGAUAUAUACGAAGAGUGUCUCCUGCAAAGCAUCAAGAUCAAAUUCCCGUUCCUAGGAGUUCUGGGGAAGAAGAUCGAGUUCGGGAAUUAUUGUAUAUUUCCUGGUCCAUUGCGUCACAAAUCAUUGGAAGUGCCGCUAGAAGCGGGCGCGAUGUCCCGGCGCGGCUCGAGCGUGGUGCAGGGCUCCACGGGCGGACUCGUGCUGCUGCCACACGCCAGCGACUGUCCUGGGAGGAGAAUAGAGAGUGAUCCAGAAUACCAAAAGUAUAACAGAAGCGAGAUUCUGUUGGUAUGCUGCGACUACGCGUGCGUGAUAUCAUUGAGAGACAAGCAGGGGGAAGUGCUGCCCCCUCCCGGAGACACGCUGCGGCCGCGGCGGCCUUCUGUCUGGGACCUACCCGUUAACACUAUACUAGUAGAAACGGCAUCUUCUAAGUCUUCCCCUCGCCUUCCAUCCGCGCCCUCUCCUCGACUACUGGAGCCAGCGACUGCACAACACUGCGAACACGAUCUGGAUACAUUGCUCCAAAACGCUGGCUUGCAAGGGAUCCUGGAGAAAGACUUCGUGUUGAUGCAACGACUCAAACACGACUUGAACAAGAAACUCGCUGAGAUGGAGGAAAACAAACAAGCGAUGGUGGGUGCUGUGAGUGUAGGCGCGCCGUACUUGGGCCUCGCCACGUACGAGCCCGAGCCGGUGGGAGAGAUAGACCACAUGUUAGAGAGAUACAAGCGAGUCAUGAGAUUGUUCCCAGGGUCAAGUGCAGCGGGAACUCCGACUGGCAGCCACACAACAACCCCCAGAUACGACAAGAAUUUUAGAUUAUGAUGGGCAUCUCUCGCGUACAAAGUGGGCAAACGGAUGAUAUCUUUAGCGGAGGGUAUGCCCAACGAGGAGGUGUUUCCGUUCAAGCGCCUCUCCCUGGAGAUGAAGGGCGGUGGAGGGAUGCUGUUUGAG
Manduca sexta (tobacco hornworm) is the source of this 2226-nucleotide messenger RNA. RefSeq names its product kynurenine/alpha-aminoadipate aminotransferase, mitochondrial. Gene Ontology annotation, molecular function: protein binding; pyridoxal phosphate binding; L-kynurenine:2-oxoglutarate transaminase activity. Gene Ontology annotation, biological process: biosynthetic process. The transcript has 16 exons. Bases 388 to 2097 code for a protein of 569 amino acids. The record is from RefSeq and is a predicted model, not a curated record. NCBI's taxonomy places the organism in Eukaryota, Metazoa, Arthropoda, Insecta, Lepidoptera, Sphingidae.